UAACUUCAAAAACAAAUAGAUUUAGGUAUAAUCACAUCCGAAAAGAUCCGUCACAUCGGUCGUUUUUUUUACGGCUGUUCACGGCUAUCCAUUCAAUCAAAGACGAAGAGGCAGAUUGACACCAUAAUGUCUUCACGUGAAAGAUUCAGAAAAGCUUUAUUGCCACCGGGCGCUGAGAAUAUUGAAAAAUUAAAGAAGAUUAUAGAAGAGGGGAAUUAUUAUGGGGCUCAACAGAUGUACAAAACUACAAGUGCAAGAUAUGCGACCGUUGGAAGAUUUUCAGAAGCCUUGGACCUUCUUCAGUCGGGUGCUUGUCUUCAAUUAGAACACGAGCAGGUAACUUGUGGAGGAGAGCUUGCUGUGUUGUUUGUGGAGUUACUAGUCAAAGCUAAAGUUGACUUUGAUAAUGACUAUCUUGAUCGGAUCAGGAAAAUUUACAAAAAGUUCCCUCGGAUCCCUGUGCCUCAAAACUUGGACUUGGCUGAUGAUGAUGCAAUCCAUAAAUUAUCUGAAACCCUUGGAGCUGCAAAAAUACGCGUUGAGAGUUGCUCAUCUUUUUUGAAAGCGGCUAUUAAGUGGUCUUCAGAUUCUGGUCCUCGUAAGAUUGGAUCUCCAGAACUACAUGAUAUGCUGGCUGAAUACAUAUACUCUGAAUCACCAGAGGCGGAUAUGACUAGGGUGUGUUUCCAUUUUGCAAGGGGUAGAAAUCCAAAAAAGUUUGCUUCAACCCUUGUGAAUUUCAUGGGAAAGUGUUAUCCGGGUGAAGAUGAUUUGGCAAUUGCACGAGCAGUAUUAAUGUAUUUAUCUAUUGGUAACCUGAGAGAUGCUAAUAAUAUAAUGGACGAGAUAGAGAAACUUGCUCGAGCCAAGGAACUCGAGUUUCCAGACUCGGAGUUAAUGCGAUUUAUCAACUAUCUCUUGCAAACGUUGAUGAGGGAUGCAUUACCCCUAUUUAAUAUGUUGAAACAAAAGUUCAGCUCCAGUAUAGAACGCGAUCCUAUGUUUCAUGAGUUAUUAGAAGACAUUGGAGAAAAGUUCUAUGGGGUACGCCGUAAAAAUCCCUUACAAGGGAUGUUUGGAGAAUUGUUCAAGAUGUGAGCUGAAGCCAAUAGCGUGUUUCAUACUGAAAAUCCAAAUGUUUCCUGGAGAAUUGCAGUCCGGCACUCUGGUUAUGACCCUUUUCUGCUUGACACUGACAGACGGCAAUUGUCCUUUACAUCUCUCCUAUAUUAUGGUUUGUAACUUUUUAUUCCGCUUCUUCAUUUUGAAAUGCUUGUAAUGUAACAUUAACAUUAUUUUUUUGUGAACUUAGCCUCCAACUAGGACUAGUCACAUGUUCUUGCCACACCUGCAAGGGAAGUGCAGUCCUGAAAUAGGGAUGAUAUAUAGGAACUUAUAGUAUUUGCUAAGAUUUUAGUAUAUGUCCAUGUGUUUGUUAGAUAAUAAAUCAAUCAUAUUUGUUAUAAACAUAUUGGGUUGCUCUAAUAGUCUAAUGUAAUCAAAUAACGUGUAUGGAUAUUUUUAUCAUUUCAAA
This is a messenger RNA of Erigeron canadensis, 1534 nucleotides long. RefSeq names its product protein GET4. NCBI's taxonomy places the organism in Eukaryota, Viridiplantae, Streptophyta, Magnoliopsida, Asterales, Asteraceae. The transcript has 13 exons. Gene Ontology annotation, biological process: protein insertion into ER membrane. Gene Ontology annotation, cellular component: cytosol. The record is from RefSeq and is a predicted model, not a curated record. Gene Ontology annotation, molecular function: protein binding. The coding region runs from base 127 to 1098 and encodes 323 amino acids.